GAUGCAACUAUCACAUCUCAUACGUAUUAAUCUUUAUAUAUUAUGAUGUUCAUAUUAUCAUAAUAUUCAACUAAGGAUAUUUUAGACGUAACCUCUAUCUUUGUAGCAGCCUCAUAAUCAGAGCAUCCACCAGGAUUGAAGGUUACUAUGAAUGUCCUUGGUGAUGUGUUUGACCGUGCACUUGUUAUUCCCAAAGUGAACUGCUGCAUAAUGCUUCCAGAUGUUCCAGCCGAUGAUGCUUGGUGCUAUCCUUUUAAGGUUCCCUCUAAGCGUGUUAUUGUUGCCUCGCAGGUUCCAUUCGAGGAGGUGUUGCUUGAAGGAGAUGUUAUCUUUGAGAAUUGGCCGAUCUAAAAGUAGUUGAAAGCCAUUUUAAGGGAAAAUAUAUUAUUCUCCAAGGGAGCAGACUCACAGUGCUCGAGGGCUUGAUGAUGUAUUCUGCAAAUUCUUUUCUUAACUGUAGAGUCCGUAAGCCUUUUAGUUCUUAAUGUAGCUCCAUAUUUGUUUCUCAUAAAAUUAGCCCAUUUUCUGUCCUCAUUAUGAUAUUUCCACCAGAGCUUAAUAGAACAUGCCUUCUUCAUCUUGGUAAAUGACAAGAACAGUUCAGUAAAAUUAAGGAAAAUGG
Molecule: messenger RNA, 622 nt
Organism: Cuscuta campestris
Lineage: Eukaryota; Viridiplantae; Streptophyta; Magnoliopsida; Solanales; Convolvulaceae
Source: the annotation of a GenBank genome assembly